This is a messenger RNA of Phodopus roborovskii (desert hamster), 2258 nucleotides long. It is a transcript of the gene Gdpd2, whose product is annotated as glycerophosphodiester phosphodiesterase domain containing 2. NCBI's taxonomy places the organism in Eukaryota, Metazoa, Chordata, Mammalia, Rodentia, Cricetidae. The record is from RefSeq and is a predicted model, not a curated record. Gene Ontology annotation, biological process: lipid metabolic process. Gene Ontology annotation, cellular component: membrane. Gene Ontology annotation, molecular function: glycerophosphodiester phosphodiesterase activity. Bases 276 to 1892 code for a protein of 538 amino acids. The transcript is spliced from 17 exons.
CCCCCCUAUGCCUUCAGCCCUCGCCUCCUAGAACCAGGACAAAGCCCUCUGGCAGUGACUGGGAGGGGAACAGGAGGAGGGACAGAGGGAUGGGGAAGGCUGCACAAAGGAAUUCCUCACACCAAGCCCCCUGACCGCCAGCUCCAGCGAGUGGCAACAGUGACACCUGUUUGAUCAGUGAGGUCGAGUCGGAGACUGCAAGAGGGAGGAGACUGACUACACGGAGAGGAGCUGGGAAGCAGAGCUGCGCGCUCCCUGAGUAAAAGGCCUUCACCAUGGGCGAGUCUCCUGGCUGCUGCUCCAUCUGGGCCCGCUGCUUCCACUGCCUCUAUAGCUGCCACUGGAAGAAAUGUCCCAAGCACAGGGCCAAGACCAGCAAGUGUGACUGCAUCUGGUUCGGCCUGCUCUUCCUCACCUUCCUCCUGUCCCUGGGCUGGCUGUACAUCGGGCUUGUCCUUCUCAAUGAUCUGCACAACUUCAAUGAAUUCCUGUUCCGCCACUGGGGACACUGGAUGGACUGGUCCCUGGUAGUCCUGCUGGUCGUCUCUCUACUGGUCACAUAUGCAUCUUUGCUAUUGCUCCUGGGCCUGCUCCUGCAGCUCUGUGGACAACCUCUACAUCUUCACAGUCUCCACAAGGUGCUACUGCUCCUCAUUCUGCUUCUGGUAACCACGGGCCUGGUGGGACUAGAUAUCCAAUGGCGGCAGGAGUGGCAUAGUUUACGACUAUCACUGCAGGCCACAGCCCCGUUCCUUCACAUUGGAGCAGUUGCUGGAAUCACCUUCCUGGCCUGGCCUGUGGCUGAUACUUUCUACCGUAUCCACCCAAGAGGCCCCAAGAUUCUACUACUGUUCCUAUUUUUUGGAGUCACUCUGGUCAUCUACCUGGCCCCCAUAUUCAUCUCCUCCCCCUGCAUCAUGCAACUCAGAGACUUACCCCCAAAGCCUGGACUGGUGGGACACCGAGGGGCCCCCAUGCUGGCCCCUGAGAAUACCCUGAUGUCCCUGAGGAAAACGGCUGAAUGUGGAGCUGCUGUGUUUGAGACAGACGUGAUGGUCAGCUCUGACGGAGUCCCCUUUCUCAUGCAUGACGAGCGGCUGAGCAGGACUACCGAUGUAGCCUCUGUGUUUCCAGAGCGAAUCUCAGCUCACAGCAGUGAUUUCUCCUGGGCUGAACUGCAGAGACUCAAUGCUGGAGCCUGGUUCCUAGAGCGGCAACCCUUCUGGGGGGCCAAAGAGCUGACUGGCUCUGAUCGGAAGGAGGCUGAGAAUCAGACAGUACCAGCACUAGAAGAACUACUGAAGGAAGCAGCAGCCCUCAACCUUUCCAUCAUGUUUGACUUGCGCAGACCCCCCAAAAACCACACAUACUAUGACACUUUUGUGAAUCAGACUUUGGAGGCUGUGCUGAAUGCAAGCGUGCCGCAAGCCAUGGUUCUUUGGCUUCCGGAUGAAGACCGUGCUAUUGUGCAACAGCGGGCUCCCAGAAUGCGCCAGAUAUAUGGACGGCAGAGUGUCAACAGGACUGAGAAGCCCCAGUUUCUCAAUCUCCCCUACCAAGACCUUCCAGUGUUGGAUAUCAAGGCACUGCACCAGAAUAAUGUCUCAGUGAACCUAUUUGUAGUGAACAAGUCCUGGCUUUUCUCCCUGCUCUGGUGUGCAGGGGUAGAUUCAGUCACCACCAACGACUGCCGGCUGCUGCAACAGAUGCAUUACCCCCUCUGGCUUAUUCCCCCUCGGAUUUACUUAAUGAUAUGGACCAUCACCAACUGUGUCUCCAUUCUGCUGCUCUUGUGUGUCUUCCUCCUCCGAGGGAGAUGUGCUGAGAGGAACAGAACUGGCCUAGAAGCGGCAGUGCUGCUGACCAAGAUCAACAGUGUUAUCUCCGACUGAAUGGCAAACCUGUGUCCCCAUAGGCGCAACCCAAGGCUUGUGUGCACUGGCCAAAGGGAAGGAAAGGAGCUGGAGUGGAAUGUCCUGGAAUAAAAUGUUUGCAGCAUUGCUAACAGGAGCAUUUGAACUAAGAAGGAGGCCCUCUGUCCAGAUGAUGGGCAUGUCUCAAGCUGCCAUGGAAUUUGCUGCCUUUGGUAUUUUGACAUGAGUUAGUUGCAAAGACAGUGAGUGGCAAGAAGUUACUCCCCAAAUUGCGAUUAAAACAAGGAACUGAGAGAGAUUGCCAAGAUAAUGCCUUGGGCCUGUGUGCACAUGCACUUGGGUAGAAGACAUGGGGUGUGUCAGGAUGGGGUAGCUCUGAAUGAA